AUGACGGUGAAGACACGGUGGAAACAUGAGAUUAACGACGGUGGAAACAGUGAGAUUAACGACGGUGGAAACAGUGAGAUUAACGACGGUGACCGUGAGGUUUACGACGGUGACAGUGAGUUUAACGACGGUAACGACGGUGACAGUGAGAUUAACGAUAGUGACAGUGAUAUUAACGACGGUGGAAACAGUGAGAUUAACGACGGUGAAGACCGUGAGGUUAACGACGGUGAAGACAGUGAGAUUAACGACGGUGAAGACAGUGAGAUUAACGACGGUGACAGUGAUAUCAACGACGGUGACAGUGAUAUCAACGACGGUGGAGACAGUGAGAACGACGCCGGUGAGACAGUGAGAACGACGCCGGUGGAGACAGUGAGAACGACGCCGGUGGAGACAGUGAGAACGACGCCGGUGGAGACAGUGAUAUCAACGACGGUGAAGACAGUGAGAACGACGCCGGUGGAGACAGUGAGAACGACGCCGGUGGAGACAGUGAUAUCAACGACGGUGACAGUGAUAUCAACGACGGUGACGACAGUGCCAGUCACACAAACCAUACUACCAUCAGUGGUUGAGAUUAACGACGGUGGAAACAGUGAGAUUAAUGACAGUGAUAUCAACGACGGUGACAGUGAGAUUAACGACGGUGAAGACAGUGAGAUUAACGACGGUGAAAACAGUGAGAUUAACGACGGUGGAAACAGUGAGAUUAACGACGGUGAAGACAGUGAGAUUAACGACGGUGACAGUGAGAUUAACGACGGUGAAGACAGUGAGAUUAACGACGGUGAAGACAGUGAGAUUAACGACGGUGAAGACAACGAGAUUAACGACGGUGAAGACCGUGAGAUUAACGACGGUGAAGACAGUGAGAUUAACGACGGUGAAGACAGUGAGAUUAUCGACGGUGAAGACCGUGAGAUUAACGACGGUGAAGACAGUGAGAUUAACGACGGUGAAGACAGUGAGAACGACGGUGAAGACAGUGAGAUUAACGACGGUGAAGACAGUGAGAUUAACGACGGUGAAGACAGUGAGAUUACCGACGGUGAAGACUGUGAGAUUAUCGACGGUGAAGACCGUGAGAUUAACGACGGUGAAGACAGUGAGAUUAACAACGGUGAAGACAGUGAGAUUAACGACGGUGAAGACAGUGAGAACGACGGUGAAGACAGUGAGAUUAACGACGGUGAAGACAGUGAGAUUACCGACGGUGAAGACCGUGAGAUUAUCGACGGUGAAGACCGUGAGAUUAUCGACGGUGAAGACCGUGAGAUUAUCGACGGUGAAGACCGUGAGAUUAUCGACGGUGAAGACCGUGAGAUUAACGACGGUGAAGACCGUGAGAUUAACGACGGUGAAGACAGUGAGAUUAACGACGGUGAAGACAGUGAGAUUAACGACGGUGAAGACAGUGAGAUUAACGACGGUGAAGACAGUGAGAUUAACGACGGUGAAGACAGUGAGAUUAACAAUGGUGAAGACAGUGAGAUUAACGACGGUGAAAACAGUGAGAUUAACGACGGUGAAAACAGUGAGAUUAACGACGGUGAAAACAGUGAGAUUAACGACGGUGAAGACAGUGAGAACGAUGACGGUGAAAACAGUGCCAGUCACACAAACCAUACUACCAUCAGUGGUGUUAACAAGAACGAGUGCCAACUAGGCCAAUUGCUUCGUAACUUUUAUUGUGUUUAUAUGAAACUUAUGCAUUAA
Procambarus clarkii (red swamp crayfish) is the source of this 1719-nucleotide messenger RNA. The record is from RefSeq and is a predicted model, not a curated record. Lineage: Eukaryota; Metazoa; Arthropoda; Malacostraca; Decapoda; Cambaridae.